AUGUCGUCGUCGACAGUGGUGGGAUCAGCUCCAGGAAGAAAUAGAGGUAAUUCAAACGCUAACCUUCAUCCAGAUAUAGGAUCAGUGUCUGCGACAGAUGCAAAUGCUAUCACAUCUAGCAAACCUUAUAAUUCUUCAACACCCGUUGGAUCGGCAGGAGGAUCGUCUUUUCCAGGGGGAAUUGCGCACGAUAUACCUCCGGAUAUGAGUUUACUAUUACAAGAACUAGAGGAGGAUUUCACAGUAAAUAAGACAAUAGACCAAUGGACAUAUAUUAAUAGAAGAGAAGAAAUUAUGCAAUCAGUCAACAAACUUCAUCAGCAACAGCAAAGUAAUAUUGAGCUUGAUUCCAGCAUGCUUGAAAAACCAUUAUACCCCCGUAAAGCAGCGGAAAUUAUGAACGAGAAUAAUCUUUCUUCUGGUUAUCUCAUGGGAAUAUUAGCCAAUAGAGCAAGGAUCUACAAGGCAGAAGUAGCGUUUUCUGUACUUGAUGCGAAGGGGAAAGAAAUCUCAUCCAUAACCUGGGAAAAACUAUACACGAAAGCAGUCAAAGUUGCGCAUGAGAUAAACAAAAUGGCUCUUAAAAAUAGUGAUACAGUGGUAUUAUUAUAUAAAGACGGAGAAGUAUGUGAAUUCGUUGUAGCAAUGUUCGGCUGUUUUAUGGCUGGAGUAACAGCGAUUCCGAUUCACCAAGAUAUCUCUUUGCAUGAGGUAUUAGAUAUAAUCAAUUUAACAUCAACUAAAUUGGUAUUGUAUUCUGAUACCGUGGCAAAAGAGUUAGACAAAUUAAAUGCUACAGGUCAGAAAAUAAUAUGGCCACCUAAGUUGAUACGCUGGAAGACGACAGACUUUGGGUCAGCCAAAAAAUCGGAUUUGGCGACUUGGACCAAUAAAAUAUCCCAGCAGCAACAAGCACCCCGUGAAUCGAAAUCGGAUUUGGCAUAUGUUGAAUUUUCAAGGUCACCAGUUGGUGAACUAAGAGGUAUCGCUCUAAGUCAUAGAACUAUUGUUCACCAAAUGAAUUGUCUUGACAUAACAUUACUGAGCUUACCCGAAUCAGGUGGAGGUCUUCAAAGAAGUUAUAAAGAGUACAAAGGAAACAAAAAGGUUGUCUUAGCGACCUUGGAUAUAAGAUUCUCUAUUGGGUUAAUUUUAGGGAUCUUAUUUACUGUAUAUUCUGGAAAUAUGCUUGUUUGGGUACCUCAAAAGGUAAUGGAAGUUCAAGGUUUAUAUGCGAAUAUUUUAUCGAAGUGUCGAGCAUCGUUAUUACUAGCAGACUAUCUUGGUUUGAAAAGAGUUACGUAUGAUUAUCAGCAAUCUCCGAAUUCUACAAGAUAUUAUUCUAAAACUCAGAAAGUCGAUUUUUCAUCGGUGAAAUGGGUGUUAGUCAACGCACUAACAAUUGACGGUGAGUUUAUUGAAAUAUUAGCUCAAAGAUAUUUAAGACCAUUAGGAUGUCAAGAACCAGAGAAUGCAAUCAUUCCAAUGUUGACUUUGAGUGAAUAUGGUGGUAUGGUCAUUUCUUUGAGAGAUUGGCUAGGCGGGAAGGAAAAAUUAGGUAUUGAAGAUGCUGACGAAUCUUCAUCUAGUGAAUUAUCAGCUGUUUCAAUAGACAAGGAAGCAUUAUCAAGAAAUAUAGUUAAAGUUGUUGACACUGCACCGUCAUCUUCAGACGAAAAUUCUGCGGAUACAUUGAGGGUUGAUGCGUUUGGGUUUCCAUUACCCGAUGCAACAUUGGCAGUUGUCAAUCCAGAACUGUCGUUAUUGGUAACUAAAGGUGAACUUGGAGAGAUUUGGAUAGAUAGUCCAUGUCUUUCUGGGGGUUUUUAUGGCUUACGAAAGGAAUCAAAGCUGAUUUUCCAUGCUAAAUGCCGUGAUGCUAAUGGAAUUCUUGAAAUGGACUUCUUGAGAACAGGAUUAUUAGGAUUCACUUACAAUGGCAAGAUUUAUGUACUUGGCCUAUACGAAGAUAGAAUUCGUCACAGAGUGAGUUGGAUCGAUCAAAAACUCUAUUACAAAUUAAAGAAAAACUUGAUAAUAGGGAAUGGCUUCAGAUAUCACUAUUCUUCACACUUGCUAGCGACAUUAGCUAGUGAAGUUAGAAAUGUAUAUGAUUGUACCAUAUUUGAUGUGUUUAUAGGUAAUGAGUAUUUACCAGUUGCAAUCAUCGAAGCAGAAGUUAUUAGAAAAAGUGUUGAUCCUAACAAUAACGAUAAUGCUGUAACUGGAGGAGGAAAGGCACAAAAUAAUUCUGGUGAUGGAAGUCAGGCAAACUCAGCUGUGCCCUUGAAUGAGCCAGUAUUGAAUUCAAUUGCCCAGAAAUGUUUCGAUACUUUGUAUAAACACCAUUUCUUGAGACUAUAUUGCGUUCUAAUUGUUGACUGUGAUACUUUGCCUAAGAUCAUGAGAAGUGGUGGAAGAGAAAUUGCGAAUAUGCUAUGCAAAAAGAGAUUUUUGGAAGGAUCAUUAAAGGCCGAAUAUGUUAAAUUUUUCGUCAGCAAAUCUAUAAGUAUGAUUCCUCACGGAGAAGAUGUAAUUGGCGGCAUUUGGUCCCCUUACGUUUCACGAUUAAGAAACUCUGCAUUAUCGAGGUUUCCAAACCAAUUUUCUGCAGUCGAUUACCGUGAAAAAUCCAUAGAUGAUAAGACUGGUGCUCCAUUAACCGAUUUUAAAUCUAUAUUAGAUAUUUUGAAAUUCAGAGUAGCUAGUGCAGGUGAUGCUAUCGCAUUUCAGAGUAUCGAUAAUAGUGGUAAAUCUGCCUCGAAGCCAUUAACAUGGAAGAAGUUUGAACAUAGAGUCUAUGCAGUUUGUAGUUAUUUGAUUGAUAAACUUUCUAUUAAGCCUGGGAAGUACAUCAUUUUGAUGUAUUCAUUAUCAGAGGAGUUUGUGAUCGCAACUUAUGCUUGCUUGAUAUGCGGUGUAAUCCCAAUUCCUAUGUUACCAUUUGACUCUAACAGAAUUGGAGAAGAUUUUCCAGCUUUUGUGGGAGUUAUAAGAGACUUUGAUAUUCAUGAAAUAUUUGUAAAUGAAGAAGUUGAAAAGUUCUUGAAGAAUGGCCCAGUCGCAGAUGCGCUAAAGAAAAUGAAUAAUAAAAAAUCAACAAUUCAUAAGAUAAAGAACACCGGCAAAUUAACGAAAGUUUCCAACAUUGCAUCGUUAAACUCUAAGAUUAAAAGAUACCAAGGAGAAUCCAACUUUAGAGAUGAUAAGACCAUUGCAAUGGUUUGGUUAAAUUUCACGUCAGAUCAUUAUAGAGUUGGUGCUACUUUGAGUCAUAAAAACAUAAUUGGAAUUUGCAAGGUAUUCAAAGAGACUUGUAACCUAUCAUCGAAUUCUUCCAUAGUCGGAUGUGUCCGUCAUUCAUCUGGGAUUGGAUUUGUACAGGCGGUAUUCUUAGGGGUUUUCUUGGGAACCACAACAUACCUAAGUUCACCAGUUACUUUUGCAGAAAACCCGUUGGCAUUUUUCCUUUCAUUGGCACGUUAUAAAGUUAAGGAUGUCUUUGUGACCGAGCAAAUGUUGAAAUACGCAGCACUAAAGUUUACGCCUAAAGGUUUUAAUUUAGCUAAUUUGAAAAACAUGAUGAUAAGUACUGAAGGAAGAGUCGAAAUAGAUUUAUUAAGAAAAAUUGCUAAAGUUUUUCAACCUACGAAAUUAAGCGCAGCUUCUAUGUCGUCAGUUUAUACCCAUUGUUUUAAUCCAAUUAUAUCUACUAGGUCAUAUAUGACUGUUGCACCUGUUGAUUUAUAUUUGGACCCAAUUGCAUUAAGACAAGGAUACAUUUCCGCAGUAAAUCAGGUUGAUGUCCCCAACGCGUUACAUAUUCAAGAUUCGGGUAUGGUACCUGUUUGUACAGAAAUUGCUAUCGUUAACCCUGAAAAUAAUAUGAUCUGUAAAGAGGGUGAGUUUGGUGAAAUAUGGGUUUGUUCGGAGGCCAACCUUACUUCAUUUACCAAUGGACCAAAUGGCCCAAUUGACAACUUCAGUAGACAACAGUUUUUAGGAAAGAUCCAAGAUGGUAAUCCUGAAAUGACUUACUUGAGGACUGGUGAUUUAGGAUUUUUACAUCACAUAUCUAUUACAAAGAAUAGUAAUAAUGACAAUACCAACCAACCAGAGAGCACCUCAUUCCAACCCCUCUUCGUCCUAGGAAAAAUAGCAGACACGUUCGAAGUGAUGGGAUUACAUCAUUUUCCAAUUGAUAUUGAAAAUACUAUUGAAUCUUGUCAUGUUGAUAUUUUUAAGAAUGGUUCAUGUAUUUUCAAAUGUGCUGAAUACACAAUUGUCGUAUGCGAAUCGAGAAGAAUGAGAAAUUUUGCAUCUUUGGUCCCAUUGAUCGCAAACACAGUCCUCAGCAAACAUCAUAUUAUAGUGGAUAUUGUUGCAUUUAUGAAAAAGGGUGAAUUCCCAAUAUCAAGGUUAGGCACUAAACAGAGAGCUAGGAUAAUAGAUGCAUGGGUCCAAGGCAUUCUUCCUGUUACGGCACUGUAUGGGGUUAAUUAUGGUGAAAGCAAUAUGACAAAGCUUGUAAAAGAGAUUGACGCUGUUGCCAGAGACCACCCUAUAACAGGAUUAAAGAAUCCUGCUCUUUCAUUUUAUGAUCUUGACUUGGUUGAUGAAUAUGAAGAUAUUUUUGAUGGAAAUCAACAUGGCUUGGCCCUUAAUGAUGGUAAUUUUGAUAUUGUGGAUAAACGGAAAGCAGUUUUUUCAAUGUCAAAUAAUAGUUCAGUGUCUGAUGAAUCUUUACCUGUUCAUAAAUGA
Messenger RNA from Debaryomyces hansenii CBS767, 4761 nucleotides. RefSeq lists its product as uncharacterized. Gene Ontology annotation, cellular component: cytosol. The transcript has a single exon. The record is from RefSeq and is a predicted model, not a curated record. The coding region runs from base 1 to 4761 and encodes 1586 amino acids. Lineage: Eukaryota; Fungi; Ascomycota; Pichiomycetes; Serinales; Debaryomycetaceae.